AGGAUCUAAUUUUCUCAAGCGAGGGUCGACACAUCCGCCCAGUUUUCCGAUGUUUCAUUCCCCCCCGAGUUGAAAAUGGAGUUCGAUUAAAGCAGAUGUCUAGCAACUUCUGAAGGAAACCAAAACUCUAGACGUUUUUACUUAACGCGUCAGGACUAAUAUUGAAAACGGUUUAGCCCCGUUUUUGGCUUUGGAUGCCUUUACUGCAAAUUACUCGGACACGUUGACGGAGCAACGCUGCACAGCGCUUUUUCAAGUGUUGUCCUGGACCUGAAGUUGGCGAAUGGAUGCUCGACAGCCAGCCAUAAAUAACCUGCCAAACGUUACAGGCUACAACAAUUCCUGCAUUUUUUGAGGAUCUAUACACAUUUUUCCAAACCGGGGAUCUGUGUUUGUUGAAGAGGAUGAUGCCGAUGGCCCAUUUGUUGUGGUCGGAUUUUACUUCCAGGGAGGAUAAAAUGAAUCAACGGUUGUCAUUCCUCCUCGCGAUUUAACGUUAGUUCCAGCCAGCAAAGCUAACGUUAAGCUAGCUUCACUUGGUUUUCACAGGGACGCUUACUUAGGCAUGCCCCAUUAUACACCGUUUACUUACUAUCCGAAAUAGGGGUAAUUUCUAUAUGUGAAGGAAAAUGGUGAUAUUUGUGGUAUUUUAUCCCGCCGUCACUGCGUCGUCGAUGCUAUUGCUAGGAUUUGGAUCCCCGUGAGGAAAAAAUGAGUGAAGAUUCAACAAAUCCAAACAACGAGGAAACAUCUGACUCCAAGUGAAGGGACAGAGAGGCAAAGGAGGAGUGACAGUUAUGCGCGUGUGAGAGCAGUGGUCAUGACUCGGGAUGACUCCAGCGGUGGGUGGCUUCCCCUGGGCGGCGGAGGCCUUAGCUGUGUCACCGUCUAUAAGGUCAGCCGGGCGGAGGACAGCAACAGCACCCAUAGCGGAGGCAGUGGAGGAAGCAGCAGCAACCUCAGCCCCUGUAGCCCCAGUCCUAGUCCCAGUCCAAGCCCUAGUCCCAGCCCCACCGCUGUGGAGUUCCACAUCAAGGGCGAGAGGCUCAAAGACAAAUUGGUGGUGCUGGAGUGUGUCCUGCAGAAAGACCUAGUAUACAACAAGGUCAACCCAAUCUUCCACCACUGGAGGAUCAACGACAAGAAGUUCGGACUGACCUUCCAGAGUCCCGCUGAUGCCCGUGCCUUCGACCGGGGUAUACGCCGGGCCAUCGAGGACAUCAACCAAGGUUGUCGGUCGUUUGGGGAAGGGGAUACUCCCGAGGAUGGACUACCGGUGUGUGAUGAGCCUCCCUCUAUCUGUACCCCAAUGAAAGAGCCCUUCUCUCCCUUGAACAACGUUGUCUCCACCGAGCCAUUCAGGGGCUGCUACGUCCGCACCCAGCCCUUCGACGAGUUCCCCUCUAGCAUCCGCCGCUACCUGCCUCCACAGGUCUCUAAAUCGACUCGUCAUGUCAGCUUUCACAUGGACGAGGAGGAGAUCGUUCGCAUCAACCCACGCAAGGACGUGCUCAUCCGCGGCUAUGAGGACUACCGCCACCCUGUCAUGUGGAAACAGGAGGCUGACCGCGAGGAUCUGGACUUCCCCACCGCCUUCCACAAACUGGACAGUAAGAAGUGCGAGUACCUCUUCCCCGACGGCCCUGGUGGGGACUCCCACUCUGGCUCUGGUAUGGGCAUUGGAACAGGUAUGGGGCUGGGUCUGGGCAAGGACACAGCCAUCAAGACUCAGCCCUCCCCCCUGCUCAAGUCCAAGAAGGGCCGACGGCGACGAGAGGACGGAGAGCGUUCGCGCUGCAUCUACUGUCGAGAGAUGUUCAACCACGAAGACAACUGGCGGGGGCAGUGCCAAGACGCCCCCGACCCGAUCAAGCAGUGCAUCUACAAAGUCAGCUGCAUGCUGUGUGCCGAGAGCAUGCUGUACCACUGCAUGUCCGACUCCGAGGGCGACUUCUCGGACCCCUGCUCAUGUGACACAUCUGACGAGCAGUUCUGCCUACGCUGGCUGGCCCUGGUGGCGCUCUCCUUCAUCGCGCCCUGCAUGUGCUGCUACCUGCCUCUGCGCGCCUGCCACCACUGUGGUGAGGCUUGCCGCUGCUGUGGGGGCAAGCACAAGGCCGCAGGGUGACCUGACGCCGGACACUGGGACACCCUCAAAGCUAGCUAACACAGGAAGUGGAUAAAAGCGGAAAAUUAAAAAGCCGGCAUCCUUUUUUCAUUCCCCUCUCAGACGGGGUGAUGUUGUUGAUCCCCAGCUCUGAGGGCUUUUGGAGAUUUCAGUUUGUGUUUGUCGCCGACAAGCAGCAGUGGAGGACAAACCAUAUGCUUUGUGGGAGCUCUGGGCAUCAAGCUAAGUUCAGGAGCUUAAUCGGAGGAGUAGAAGAGGAGGAGGCGUUAAGAUUAAUAGACUUGGAGAUGUUACUAAACACACCUGUACACGUACACACACACAACACAUACACAAACACACACCUCUCUCACAUUCACACUCAUGCAUUGACAAAGCCAGGCCACAAAUGUCAGAACUCUACUACAAGUAAUGUGUAACUUUAUGAAGGAAAAUUUGUCUUUUGUACAGAGAGCGACAAGUUAAUGACAAAAAAAGAAAACAAAACUAUUCUGCGUUCAGAAAAAAUACUUGCUGUUUGAGUAUGCUAAAAGGGAUAUGUUCUUGCUUUUUUGUGAAUUUGCAGUUGGGUAACAGUGGCCUUUCCUUCAUGGCUUCAACAUUUGCUGACAAUGUAAUUAUUAGACAGAAAAAAGUGCACUAGAAAUGAUAUUUUCCCCCCAGAGUAAAGGUAACCCUCUCAAAUGGAUGUGGUACAUUAACCCACCAUAUUUAGCAUAAUUUUAACAUUUGAGAGAUGUCGCUGUGGUGGAUGUUUGGCCAAUUUUAUUCCUUGUUUUCCUUUCAAUCGAAUGUUAAGAAACUCAAAAAGUAACAGCUUGUUUUUUUGAAGGUACAGCUCGGCAUAGCUUUUGACAUUCAUUUAGAAGAUGUUAAAAUGAUUACCUUGCCUUCUCGAGGUGAUUUAGACCAUUUGAUUGCAUUCCAAAAUAAAGGGAUUGAUUCCAUGAUUAGAAGGGAAAAAAUGGUAAUGACUUUACCAUGCUGACUUCCCCGAAAAAAUAUUUUUUCCACGUCACAAAAAAAUAAAAAAAAGCAUCAGAACCUCUUGAACCAUUUUAAAUUGAAACCGAUACACAUGACAAUUUCAUUCACUUCAGUGAAUUUCAGUUUGAGUCCAGUUAUUUACUGCUGUAGUGAAAUUGGUGUUUUUGUUUCUUCAUUGUUAUUUUCCUGCUCAUUUUUUAUAAUUAUUUUUGAAACAAAGGCUGAAAUGUUGCUCAACCAGCAAGUUUUGUUUUGGUGAGUAAGGGGUUACAAUGCUCCUUGGUUAAAUAAUGAGGCACUUAAAUUAGGCUAUUCUUUGAUUGAGAAUCCCUCUGAUUUUGGAAUUAGUCUGUACAUAAAUUUCACUAAUUUAACAUCUAAUUUGGCGUCUUUAAAGCACUGCUCUCCAAGCUUUGGUUGCAGCACCCUCUCCAAAUUUCCAUGUUUGUCCCACAAUCAGUUUUUUUUCUUUUUGUUUUCUUAAUUUCACCCUCAUAUCCUGUCUAAGUGUAGUAUUACGUUGUUCUUAAAAAGUUAGUCCACUCCUUCCAUGUGUCUCCAUUUAACAGGUCCUGAAUGAAUGCGUUUCAGGAAUGCUGAGUAUCUUAGCUAUUAAAAAAAAACAUACAGAUGUUGUGUGUGUGUGUGUGUGUGUGUGUAUGUGUGUGUUUGCGUGCAUAGGUCUUCAUAUGCAUUGGUGAUUUGAUGUGUAACAUCACCACUGACUAUGUUAGUAAGGCUUUGAUGUCCUGACAGUGCUGACCAGUAUCCUGUUUCCCAUCUUUGUCUCUGAACAAAGAAAGGGUCAAACUGUUAAAGGAAUAGUUCGUCAUUUUGGGAAAUGCGCUUACUAACUUUCUUUCUGCGAGUUAGAUGAGAAAAUCAAUACCACUCCCAUGUCUGUCCUCUCAUUAUGUGGCUGGAGCCAGCAGUUAGUUUAGCUUAGCAUAAAGACUAGAAACAGGGGGCAACAGCUAGCCUGGCUGUGUACAAAGGUAAAAAAAUCUGCCCACCAGCACCUUAAAAGCUCACUAAUUAACUCUUUAUAUCUUGUUUGUUUAAUCUGUAUAAAAAGUACAGUAGGAUGUGUAAAAAUGACAAUUUCCUGUUUUACAGGACUGUUUAUUGGAGGGCUCAUGAGGUUGCCAGGAAACCAGCAAAGAUUCCUGGAAGUUACUGUGCCUGGCCAAGAAAUAGUCCCACACAUCCCGAACGCUGUAAAGGCAAUGGUUUUUGUUUGAAUUAAACAAACGAGAUACAGUGUUAGUGAACUGUACAGGUGCUGGUAGGCUGAUUUAGACUAGCUGUCUUCCUCUGAUUCCAGUCUUUAUGCUAAGCUAACUGCUAGCUGUUGGAUCCAGCUUUGUAUUUACCGUACAAACUUCAGAUCGGCAUCAUCUAACUCUCAGCAAGAAAGCAAAUAGGAGUAUUCCCACAAAAAUGACUAACUUUUAUAUUUUUUAAGAUCCUUGGGAAACAGGGACUAGACAGACUGUAAGCCAGAGUUGAACUGUGUUUGAAACCCAUAUCCCACCCGAAAGAGCAGAAAAUGUCCAAUUUAACACCUUGCUCACAAAACUGUUGUCGACUCAGACUAUUCUGGACGACAACACUUAGAUUAGAACAAACUCCCAACAGGAAUAACGGCUCAGUUUGGAAGUCUGGCUGCAAUAACCGAAAUGUUUCCUAACUAAGGUAUUGGCUUGUUCUAAAUUAGCGCUAAAUGUAAUACACCUCAAUUUAUAACAGCAGAUUUGGUACAACAUCCGUUUGCUGUAACUAACAGAUAUGCAUAUCUUCUCACCUCCUGUCACUCCUGGUUAAAACGGUGUAGUGGCACCUCAGUGUUGAUCCGACUGGAUCACAGGACAGACGUUACUUUUCCUAACUCCACCCUGACUGGCCAGCGACACCAACGCUCCCUUUACUUUCUAUGCAAACUUUCUAACAUGGGAAAACACAUCGACCUCUCUGCAGACUGAGUCAGUGACGGGACAGGACACUUUAACGUUAUAUAGGUAGACGACCAACCCCUGGUACCAAACUCCAAACACCUGUAAAUACUUAACACUAUAUUUAAGUACUGAUAAUAAUCCCAGCUUUAUUUGUCUUUGAAAUUUUAAAGAUAGAGCUGUAUUUAUCGUUGCUGUCAGCAUAUACUGUAGCUUCAAUUGACAGCAUUAUGUACAUAGGUCACCUUUUAGUAUUAUUUCACAUUGAAAAGUAGAGGGCGUUUGUGAUGGAAAUGACUAUUGAGCUUCUAAUAGAGUUUCUCUCUAGUUUUGUACGGUAGAUGGAAGGAUAGUGCUAACACGGUACAGUAGUGGCAGUCCACUUGUUUCAAAAGUUUGAUAUAUAAAUAUAUAUAUACAUACAUACAUACAUAUAAAGCUGCUAGAUACAAUCACUAAUUUUAUUGUGUUGACAGAGAAAAUUAGCUAUGAACGACUGUUAAACCCUAAUUCUCCAACAGCAUAUAACCACGACGGUGAGUUUUUAAAUGUUUGAUUGCUCUGUGUGAUGAAGUGGAAACUUGUGCGUGUGGGUGUGUGGGUGCAUGAGUGUUACUAUAUAUGUGCCCGCGAAUGUGUGUUUGUACUGUAUGCCUGUUAGUUUCCAGCGUGCUUGUGUGUGUGGGGUUGGUGUUUAACCAAAUGUUUGGUUGGUUGUCAUAUUCUCCCAUUGUAAUUGGAUUGCCCUGCAUUAUUGCAAGCUGAACCAAGGUUUGAUGAACCUGAUUAAAACUUGCUGGCUGAGAAGCAAAAUGUAGGACGUGCAUUUAUACAAAGUGUAGAGAAUGCUGAAAUAACACUUCUCAUUCUGCAUUAACCAGCACAGUGCAACUUCCUGUCAUGUACUGUAUUAUAUAUGCAACAUGUGUCUGUCCGCUUUAAUAUAUAUAUUUUUUUGACCUGCAUUAUAUAAGACUUCAGUUUUAACCACUUUGCUGCUAGUCUUUUAUCCUCUUUCAAUCUUGGAAAAAUUGUGCAUAUCUUUGGGAAUGCAUACAAGUGUACAUUCUUGACAUUGUGUAGAUUAAAAAAGAAAAAAAGCUAUAUAAACUCUUUCUCUUCAGUGUAUUGUUUUAAAAAGGUUACUUUUCACAGCAGUUGAGUGGUUAUGUUUCAAUUCUCCAAUGCUUUGGUGCACUGAUGAUACUAUAUGUAAGCUUUUUUUCAUCUUACAGCGCUUGACGUAACAUUUAUGUGAUUAGUUCUAAAUAGUGGAAGACAUUUGUGUUUUGAAACUUGCAGUAUAAAUGGUACUACUCUUAACUAUUCUGUAAACACUGCCUGUUUUUUCUUUCUUUUUUUUCUCUUACUUUCACUCUCUCUUCUUUGUGCAUAUUUCUUUCCUGUGCAUCUUUCUUUUUUUUUUUUUUGUUUUGUUUUGUUUUGCUUUUGAGUUUCUUAGUGCCAUCGGCUUUCACAUCCUGACAACCUCAAAAAAGUGCCUCACGUCCAUCCUAGUUUCCAUCUUACAAUUUAACAUCUCUCGUUCUGGUUCUAUUGGUUUCUACACGUCUAGGUAUUUCUUAUCAUGGUUCGAGAAUACCAAGUAUAUGAUGUAAAAUUUAUAGUCCCAAUAACUCAUGUCAUAGUUGUAUUUUCUUUAUACAGAUGUAGCUUGUUACUUUUCAUAAAUAUAUAAUGUAAAUAUGCAUACAUAUGUUUGUAACUGUUUUUAUGUUACAUCAUACACUUGUAAUUUGACAUAUCAAAUAACAUUAUCAUAAUAAAAUGGUGAGUUUUAA
Molecule: messenger RNA, 6869 nt
Organism: Thunnus maccoyii (southern bluefin tuna)
Lineage: Eukaryota; Metazoa; Chordata; Actinopteri; Scombriformes; Scombridae
Gene: spred1
Product: sprouty related EVH1 domain containing 1
Exons: 7
Coding region: 821-2128 (435 amino acids)
Biological process (GO): multicellular organism development; negative regulation of MAPK cascade
Cellular component (GO): membrane
Molecular function (GO): protein kinase binding
Source: RefSeq, a predicted model, not a curated record